AUGUCGAGAAAUGUGAUACGAUGGGAGCAGCCACUUUGUGGCUGCAUGAGUAAUAUGUGCAGUUGCUUAUUUGUGUGUCUUUUUUGUCCAGGGGGAAGCUGCAUAUAUCAAGCCUGAACUGUUCACAAGGCAACAGGAGAUUCUUGCUAUCAUUCAUUUUGCUGCUCAUUUUUAUGUUGUUGUAUUGGGGCAGCAAUAAACCGAACAAAAAUUAGAGAUCGUUACCUGAUAGAUGGUUCCUGCUGUGGAGACUGCAUCACCCACCUCUUUUGUGGACCAUUAGCAGUGUGUCAAGAACACCGAGAAGUGUACAGUAGAGAAAAUAUGUAUCCAUGGGGAUAA
This is a messenger RNA of Blepharisma stoltei, 342 nucleotides long. The record is from the annotation of a GenBank genome assembly. Lineage: Eukaryota; Ciliophora; Heterotrichea; Heterotrichida; Blepharismidae.